GCAUUCUAUGUCAGCUAAAUAUUCAUGAGUUUUAUGUGUAAAUUUUUGUAUGAUCAGAAAACCGUUUUUUAGCAAAAUUCAUUAGUUGUAAUGAAACCACAACCGCAACCACCACCGCGACCACCACGUAAAGAAAAAAGGAUUCGUCGUGAUACGAAUCGUGGACAUUGGAAAUCGAAAACUGAAUUUGUGCUCUCGCUGAUUGGCUAUGCGAUUGGCAUUGGCAAUGUUUGGCGGUUUCCCUAUCUCUGCUAUCGCAGUGGAGGCGGCGCAUUCCUGGUGCCCUACAUGCUGAUGGUCAUUCUAUGCGGCAUUCCCCUCUUCUACAUGGAGGUGCUAAUUGGCCAAUUCUCGGGCACCGGCUGCACGGGCAUGUUCCGUCUGGUGCCCAUCCUCAAGGGCACCGGCUACUGCAUGGUUGUGGUGAAUGCCUACUGUGUGUGCUACUAUUCCGUCAUCAUCUCGUAUCCCAUACGCAUGCUCUACUAUUGCUUUUGGAAGACUGUGCCCUGGUCGACUUGCGAUCAUCACUGGAACACGCCCAACUGCACGGCCAUUGAGGAUCUGCAUGAUCACGUGGGAGAAACCCUGAAGACGUCUUCGGAUGAGUUUUUUCAUCUUGAAGUGCUUCGUAUCUCGAGCAGCAUCGCAGAAUUAGGGACCAUGGUGUGGGGGCAACUGCUCAGCUUAUUCAUCACCUGGCUCAUCAUCUAUCUCUGCGUGGUGCGGGGUAUCAAAUCGGUUGGUAAAGUUGUCUAUUUUAGUGCUCCGUUUCCGUAUGUGCUCUUGACCAUACUCUUCAUACGUGGCGUCACUUUGCCUGGAGCUGCCAGUGGCAUCAAGUUCUUCAUAUAUCCACAGUGGGAUCGUCUCUACGAUCUGAAGGUGUGGUCCGAUGCGGCCAUACAGAUGUUCUUCGGACUUGGACCCGGUUGGGGCGGCAUUGUCAACAUGGCCAGUUUCAAUAACUUUCGCAAUAGUGCGAAAUUUGAUUCGUUUCUCGUCGUAUCGGUGAAUGUAUUCACAAGUAUUUAUGCCGGCUUUGUGGUCUUCUCUGUUCUCGGCUUUCUCUCAGAGCAAUCUGGCAUUCCGGUGGCAACAGUUGCCACCUCGGGCGCUGGACUUGCCUUUGUCACGUAUCCGCAGGCCAUCUCCAUGCUGCCCUUGCCCCAACUUUGGGGUGUUUUAUUCUUCGUCAUGCUCUUUAUACUGGGCAUUGACAGUGUGUUUGUCCAGCUGGAGGCCAUCACCACCUCGAUACUGGAUGAGGUGGAAGCGUUUCGAAACCACAAAUGGAAGGUGACUAUUAUUCUAUGUAUAUUUUUCUUCAGCAUGUCGUCCAUUAUGUGUACCAAUGCUGGUAUGUUUAUUUUGCAGCUGUUCGACUGGUAUUCCUCAGCUCUGGCCAUCAUUGUUGUGUGCCUGGUGGAGGUCAUUAUGGUAGCCUUUAUCUAUGGCAUCGAUAAUUUCAUGACCGAUGUCGAGUUCAUGCUGGGCAAGCGUCCUGGGCUCUUCUGGAAAAUAGCCUGGAAGUACAUAACGCCCAUAGUUUUAACCUUUGUACUUUUCACGAGCAUUAUUUUUUUACGCAAAAUCACGUAUAAUGGCAUCGAGUAUCCCACCUGGGCAAUUGCAAUUGGCUGGCUGAGUUUUGUAUCCUCGAUUAUAUUGAUUCCCCUAUAUGUUGUCUACAUUAUGAUUAUCAAGCGGGAUACUCUGAAAGACAGCCUCAAGAAGCGACUGAAGCCCCUCGAUUGGACCCCGGCAGAUCCAGAUGAUCGGGCCGAGUACGAUGAUUUCAGACGACAACGCAGAAUGCCAGCAUUCAUGUCAGACACUGAAGCAUAGACCAAAUGAUUCCUUUAAUCUAGCUUUGUUUGUAAAUUUUAGUAUUGAUACGAGUAUAAUGUCAUUUUAUACAGAAAGUAAAGCAAAUGCAAUUUGCUGUGUAUGUACAUAGAAAUUAAUUAACCUCCUCCUCGGUUACUUCAUACAGUUGAUGUGUUAGAUCAGAGUUUCCCAACGUUUCCUCGUAUUGUUGGCGAUUUUCCAUUUCCACCGGAUACCAAUCGGUUGGGCGACAAGCGCGUCUAAGGCGAUUACAAAAUGUUCCAGUAUUCUCAUACGUAAUAUAGACGCCAUAGCCCGGUAUGAAUAAUAUUGGCAGAAUGACCAGAAUAAAGCUGAUGAACAUGAGUGGUGUUGAUUGGUAAAUAUGCUCCAUGAUUGCCAUCCACAAUCCCACGAGCUGCAAUCGAUAAAAUUCUUAUUAUUAACUCGGCAAUGAAUCGAAAUUUGUAUCGUCUUCGAACCAAGGAAUAGAGCAGAAAGAGCGGAGCAAUAAAUCGCAAUAUGAAGAUCUUCCAUGAGGCAAAAGGUUGGCCCAGCAUAAACUCAAUGUCUCGCUGAAAUCGCUCUCGACCAUAUAUCCAAAGCACCGCGAGUAUCAACAUAAAGUGCAUAACGCUGUAAGUGAUUAACGAGUCAACGGAUACUGCCGAAAAGGCCAAAAAACCG
Molecule: messenger RNA, 2517 nt
Organism: Drosophila sulfurigaster albostrigata
Lineage: Eukaryota; Metazoa; Arthropoda; Insecta; Diptera; Drosophilidae
Product: sodium- and chloride-dependent glycine transporter 1
Exons: 9
Coding region: 91-1848 (585 amino acids)
Biological process (GO): sodium ion transmembrane transport
Cellular component (GO): membrane
Molecular function (GO): glycine transmembrane transporter activity
Source: RefSeq, a predicted model, not a curated record